This is a messenger RNA of Eimeria tenella, 153 nucleotides long. RefSeq lists its product as uncharacterized. NCBI's taxonomy places the organism in Eukaryota, Apicomplexa, Conoidasida, Eucoccidiorida, Eimeriidae. The record is from RefSeq and is a predicted model, not a curated record. The transcript is spliced from 2 exons. The coding region runs from base 1 to 153 and encodes 50 amino acids.
AUGGCGGAUGUGGCUGACGCCCGCAGGGCGCCCUCGUGGCUCCCUCUCUCCUUCAGCAUUCGAGGCGGAGGCUUGUUCACCAAGCUCGCCAUGCAGCUGCCGGCGCAGAGCGACUGGCAAGCUGUGCGAAACGCCAAGGAACUGCUGCGGUAA